Molecule: messenger RNA, 1735 nt
Organism: Paramormyrops kingsleyae
Lineage: Eukaryota; Metazoa; Chordata; Actinopteri; Osteoglossiformes; Mormyridae
Product: beta-2-glycoprotein 1
Source: RefSeq, a predicted model, not a curated record
UUUAACGGCAAGAGUGUAUUACUUGAACUUCCUGUCAUGUACUGUUUGCUCUGUUUUCACUACAUAAAGGCCUGCUCACAUCUGCGUGUGCAAUGAACAUGCGUAUAUAAUUAAAUAAUUCCUUGUGACAUGUUCCUCUCAAUCAAGCUGGACUGCUAAAUUACAGGCAAGAAGAGUGUGAUUUAAAACCAAACCCCAUACUCCAAUUCGUCAGUAUGCAUGACAAAAAUGUAUAUUGCAGUUGGUGAAUCACAACGUCCAUCUUGCGAAGGCUGACAUUUUGCAGAAUCCCUUGUUUGGAUCAGGGCUUUCAAAUGUUGCCUAAUUCUGUGACAUCAUUAGCUGUUAUCUCUGUAUACUCAGCACAGCUCUACAGACACUGAGCUGAUAUGAGCUCUUAUGUAUGUCCUUACUCGCUGUUUUAUGAGGAAAGUGUCCGCUGUACCUCACACAGAGAUGCUCCGGAACCUUCUUUUGUUGCUGCUAUGUCAGCUCUCCACGUACAUGCCGGCGGACGCAGGAAAAGUGUGUGGCCGGCCCCCUUUAAGCGAUGAGAUGGACCCAGCUGGUUUUCAGCGAGUGUAUGAAGUUGGGGCAGAGGUGUUCCUGUCCUGUAAGCCCGGACAUACACCCAGUAAAGGCUCACGAAGAGUCAUCUGCACUGCCAGUGGGAAAUGGACCAACCCCACACUCAAGUGUGAACCCAAGUGGUGUUCUGUGCCUGAACGUCUGCAGCAUGGAGAUGUUGAAGUGACUGACAUCAAAUUCAGGAGCAUUAUUAACUACACAUGCCAUGAUGGGUACGUUCAGCACGGAGCUAACAUGAGUGAGUGUUUGGCAGAUGGUACAUGGAGCGAACCCCCGCCUUUCUGUGAAGCUGUAACCUGUGGUCUGCCAGAGAUACCAAAGCACGGCAAAAUCAUCUAUUCCAAGCCAUUCCAAGGCAACACUACGGUGUUUGGCGACGGCGUGACCUACGAGUGUAUGCCGCCGUUUGCACUCUUAGGCAAUGUGAGAGGCUCCUGCACUGCCAGUGGGAACUGGACUGAAAUGCCAGAAUGCCACCUUGUUACAUGUCCAGUGCCACCCAGACUCGAUAACGGAUUCAUUUCCUUCGCAAUAAUGAAGGAGCACGGCUAUAAAGAAAGAGUAAAAUAUGGCUGCAACAUAGACUACAUCCUCGAUGGACCCACGGAAAUCGAGUGCGAAAAAACGGGAAAAUGGUCCUCCCUACCCGUUUGCAGAGCCCCUUGCAGAAUUGGCAUUACACGAGGCCGGAUAUUUUACGACGGAAGGAAAAUAUGGAUCGAGGACUUGAAACCGAACAAAAUACUGCACGGUGAGCGAUUAGCCGUGUACUGCAAAAACGAGGAAAAGAACUGCGGUUAUCCAGUGCCCAUGCAGUGCGUCGAUGGCACUGCAGCCAUUCCCGAGUGCUUUCAAGAACCAUCCGGUAUUCAAUAUAACCUGUAUUCCAAAAAGCUUCCAUCAGAAAUAAAGAUGUGUACUUAGUCUUUGUUCUAACAACUUUAAAUAUCACCAAAAAUGAAGGAAUGAUCUGUUUAUUACUAAAACGUUAUUUCCCUGCACAGCUUACUGCUCUACUCUGUGUGCACCGAUGCACAUAAUGUGUAUUGAUUUUAAUAUAUUAAAAUCUAUUAUAUUAUUCUGUAAAGUUUGAUUCACACUAUUACCAUUUGUUACUUUAAAAGCAAUAAAAAGAACAAAAAGACGA